AUGGCACCCUUGCGCAUCCAAUUCACCAACCAUGAAAAGGACAUCAUACGCUGCCUCGCCAUAGGAUCCGCAUCCCUCUCCGUCCUCGCAGGCCUCCUCAUGACCUACUGGUUCAUACAGCUCCGCAACAAGACCUUCCGCCACCAGCUCGUCAUGCUCCUCAUCAUCUCAGACCUCCUCAAAGCAAUCGUCGAACUCAUCUAUCCCGCCAUCGUCUUGCACGCAGGCGAAACCUCACAGGCAGUCUGCACAGCGUUCGGCUUUCUCAAUGCAACCUUCAUCGAAUCAACAGACUUUGCCAUCUUGGUCAUUGCCAUCCACACGGCACUCUGCAUCUUUGCGCCCGGUCGAGGCAAGUUGAGUUCAGGCGAAGGCCUCUAUCGCUGGCGUCACUCGCUCUUUGUGCUAUGGGGAGUUUGGGGCCUACUCAUGGCAUCCCUUGCCUUUUUGAACCCAGAUGGCGCGUACAAGUCCAGUACAUCCUGGUGUUACCUCCCCAUUCGUCCAUUUUACUGGCGCAUCGCCCUCAGUUGGGCCCCGAGAUAUGUCAUCUUGCUCUUCCUCCUCUGUCUCUACAUCUCCAUCUACAUCUACGUCAAGCGCAAGUUCAAAUCCUUCUCAGACCUCUUCAAUGAAGAAGAAGGCGGUCUCUCAAGCCAAGAACUCUCACAAGUCUCAUCGGAUUAUUAUGAGCAAGCGCCUUCACAAAUGCAAGGGAAACCCGUCGUUGCUGAACUCAAAACACAUCAAUUCCUGGAGCAAGACGCAGAAUGCUCACCCACCUCCUCCAUCACGCCUUCUUCAGCAACGGCCUUUGAGCAUCGUCGUGAUAGUCUACCCUUCCCACCUUCGACAUUACCGAAAAUGUCAGAGAACGGAUCAGAGAUGCCUGUGGACUUGCCACCACGCAGGCAAUCCGUCAUUUCCAUCUCCCUCCCACCACAACUCGAAUCACGCAGACCCUCCGUCCUGAGUUUGCAUGGUGAUAAACCACGUAAAUUUAGAAGUGGUGUACAAGGCCUCGGUCAUCCCAUCACACCAAGUGGUGCAACAUUGGAAAAAAUACCCACUGCGACAGGUGAUAGUUUCUCACAAAGCCGUUAUGGAUCCGGUCGUAGUGCAUCUCUUGGCACACACCACACAACCGGUGAAGUAUCUGUUCAAGAAGCCGCUCAAGUGCCUAUGAACAGACAACGUGCCGUUGUUGUGAAACAACUCAAACAUCUCUUCAUCUACCCAGUCGUCUACUUCCUCAUGUGGCUCAUUCCAUUUUGUUACCACAUGACGCAGUAUUCUGAUAAAUACGUGCAAGGACCCGUCAUGGCACUUGCGAGUAUUUCGGCAUUUGUUAUACCGCUGCAUGGUUUCAUUGACGUGUGUGUGUAUGCACGGACGGAAAAACCAUGGAGAUCGCUACGCUUCAUGUCACGAGAACGUUGGCGCACUCAACGUGCUGUACAGCGACAAUGUAUGCAGCAACAGCAAAACGCUGUAGAUCAAGAAGAGGCAUGGGGGAAGCAACAGCCUGCGAGAUGGUGGCAGAUGCGUGCUUGGCGACCGUCAAGGAUUCCUUCGGUGGAUGAUGAGAAGCGCAUGAGUGUACCGUCAUCAGCGGAAACACAAGGGACAACACCCACGACUGCAGAGAGUACAAUUCAUCCUGCAGAGCCAUCCUCUGGCUCUCAUCACGCUGCUCCUGGUGCUGCGAAAAAGACGAAAAAGGCAGACUGGUGGGAUCUCGAGGAAGAACAAAUAUCACUUGAACUGCAACAUGCGCGGUAUCAAGCUGGCUUGGAGGGAUUAGGAAGCGAUCAUGAGCAUGCGGGACUGGGUACGACCUUACCAGGCAUUACCGUCAGACGGCGGGACCCGUUGAAUCAUCUGUAA
Molecule: messenger RNA, 1887 nt
Organism: Protomyces lactucae-debilis
Lineage: Eukaryota; Fungi; Ascomycota; Taphrinomycetes; Taphrinales; Protomycetaceae
Product: G protein-coupled glucose receptor regulating Gpa2-domain-containing protein
Exons: 1
Coding region: 1-1887 (628 amino acids)
Biological process (GO): adenylate cyclase-activating G protein-coupled receptor signaling pathway
Cellular component (GO): plasma membrane
Molecular function (GO): G protein-coupled receptor activity
Source: RefSeq, a predicted model, not a curated record